Molecule: messenger RNA, 1655 nt
Organism: Ochotona princeps (American pika)
Lineage: Eukaryota; Metazoa; Chordata; Mammalia; Lagomorpha; Ochotonidae
Gene: NUFIP1
Product: nuclear FMR1 interacting protein 1
Exons: 10
Coding region: 11-1471 (486 amino acids)
Biological process (GO): box C/D snoRNP assembly
Cellular component (GO): nucleus
Molecular function (GO): RNA binding
Source: RefSeq, a predicted model, not a curated record
GAAAGGUGGCAUGGCUGAGCUCGCCAGCGGCUGGCUUCCAGCUCCAGACGGGACUCGCAGGUCUGGACCCGAGAGCGGCAUGGCCCUGCCGCGGGACGGCUGUAUGCCGUGGUCGGUGCUGACACCGCCGCCCCUGCCUUCGUCGUCGCCUCUCGCGCCCGGGUCAGAGGCUGCCUCCGAAGCGCGGCCCAUGGUGACCCCAUCUCUGUCCGGGGCGCCGCCCCCCUUCGACGCGCAGAUUCUUCCAGGAGCGCAACCACCCUUCGAUGCCCAGUCCCCCUGUGAUUCUCAGCCUCAGUUCAACGGCGUGUCACCCUGGAGUUUCCAAGCUGCGACCUCAUGGUGUUGGGGACAGUCUCCGGAGGGUUUUCCUCGGCACCAGAACCCCCAUAACCCUCUGGGUAAACAUUCAUAUUUUCCUCAAAAACAUGAUGUAAAGUUCUCUGACUUCAACAUGCCUCCCAACAGAAAACAGAAAAAAAAGAAAAGGAAGGAGCCAGUUUUUCACUUUUUUUGUGAUACCUGUGAUCGUGGUUUUAAAAAUCAAGAGAAGUAUGACACACACAUGUCUGAACACACAAAAUGUCCAGAAGCAGAUUGUUCUUUCAGUGCUCAUGAGAAGAUUGUCCAGUUCCACUGGAAAAAUAUGCAUGCUCCUGGGAUGAAGAAGAUCAAGCUGGACACCCCUGAGGAGAUUGCAAGGUGGAGGGAGGAGAGAAGGAGAAACUAUCCAACUUUAGCCAAUAUUGAAAGGAAAAAAAAGCUGAAACUUGAAAAGGAAAAGAGAGGAGCAGUAUUGACAACAACACAGUAUGGCAAGAUGAAGGGGAUGGCAAGGCAUUCACAGAUGUCAAAACUCAGAAGUCCUGGCAGACAUCACAGGUGGAAGAGUGACAAUGCCCAGCAGCCAGUGACUGCAGCAGGCAGUCAUGCAUGCGACUCGAAGCCUAAAGACCCACUUGAGACAAAUAUAGAUCCUCUUGGUGUCUUGGCCAACAGUGAUUCUGAGUCUGAAAAGGAGGAGAAACCACAGCAGACUGUCAUACCCAAGGAAGUCACCCCAGCCUUAUGCUCUCUCAUGAGCAGCUAUGGCAAUCUGUCUGGAUCGGAGAGUGAGCCAGAAGAAACUCCCAUCAAGACCGAAACAGACAUGCUGGCAGAAAACCAGGUUCUUCCUAGCAGUACUCCUCAGAGUCCAAGGCAAGAUGUUAAAGCAACUGUCAGAAGUCCCUCAGCAGCCAAAUGUGAGAACCAAAAGAAAAGUUUUACAAAGACGAAUUCUAACAGGAAAAAAAAUUACAAUUUUCAUUCAUUAUUUGAACCGAGAACACGCCAUCCAUAUCUCCUGGAAAUGCUUCUUGCUCCAGACAUUCGACAUGAAAGAAAUGUGAUCUUGCAGUGUGUUCGGUAUAUCAUCAAAAACAACUUCUUUGGACUUGAUACUAAUUCUGAUAAAACUCAAGAUGUGUGAUGUUUCCACACAGAUAACUGAAGCGUGUAAAAUGGCAUCAGCCUUAAGUUAGUGGGAACAAACCAAAAACCCCUUCUUCCCCAAAACUAGAUUAGGAAUUAAAUUGUAAGCCCAAAAGACAUUAUGUUGGAUUUUCAAGUAUUUCCUUUGUGUCUAUGCAAAUAAAUGUACAGCUGAUUUUUUA